Messenger RNA from Trifolium pratense (red clover), 448 nucleotides. RefSeq lists its product as uncharacterized. The coding region runs from base 34 to 330 and encodes 98 amino acids. The record is from RefSeq and is a predicted model, not a curated record. NCBI's taxonomy places the organism in Eukaryota, Viridiplantae, Streptophyta, Magnoliopsida, Fabales, Fabaceae. The transcript has a single exon.
ACUAAACUUUCUCAAACCAACUUAAGAACUAACAUGGCAAGUUCUAGUUCAUCUUUUCGGCAGUUGCUUCGAUUCUUAGAUAGCAAUGAUACUGACGACGAACUGGUGGAGGAACUGGUGGAGACACGAUCCCGACACUUGCCCAAUUCUGAUGUUACUGCUCCUCGGCAACGUGCCAUGCCACAAGAUCAGUCCCUUGCCUCGUAUAACAACAGAGGCACACAAAACAUGAAAGGUCUUAUAAACAACUCUGGAUACACCAGAGGCAAUGGUAAUGGAUCCAUUAUCUUUGGUAGUUUUGACUCUUCAAAUAGAAGAUACAAUUACUAAUCUUGUUCGCAAAAUUAUGUAAUCUUCUGUAAUGUAAAUUGGGGCAUGUAAGAUCUCAGUAGUUAAAUAAAAUGAUGAGAUUUUAAUAUCUUAUUUCUUAAUAAAUAUUUUUAUAUAA